AUCGCCAAGCCUGACAUCCCCUAUGCUAAAAUUGGCUCUUACUUCACCGUCCGCGAGCACUUUCCGCCCCCGCCCCAGGAUACGCCCAACAUCCGUUUGUCUGGAGUCGAGCAGGAGCGACGAAUGACCACGGACAUUCUGACCCGGUGUAUCGACAACAAUCCUGUUUCUGGUGAGAUGGGCACGCGGCAACUCACUCUCCGGACCCUUAAUGUGCUUCAGGUCCGCGAUGGCUCGACUUCGCAGGUGGCACUGGUUAAAAUCAUUAAGGGUCAUCUCGCCAACGUGCAGGCGGUCGCCAAGUUCUAUGAUCCGCUGUACUAUAACCACCAGAAAGCUAUGGUUGAUCCAUUCCGCUGUGUCGAGGACGAAUAUACCCGGGAGACAGCAGCUUACCAACACCUGCAUAAGCAUGGUCUGAGUGACUAUAUCCCCCAGUUCUGCGGAUCCUAUUCGCUUGACAUACCAGUUCCCAAUAGGGGCAUUCGCCAAGUGCGUCUGAUCCUCGUGGAGUUCAUGUCGGGAUCACCGAUGAGCCGUCUUCGUCCCGGCCGAAUCGCCGUGGAGACCCGACAACACAUCUUGGAGCAGAUCGUUAGAGCCGAGUCCAAAUUCUACGCCGUCGGCCUGCGACACAAGGAUAUCUACAGACGCAACAUCAUGGUCGAGGAUACCAUAACUGACGUUCCAACCUGCCGACCGUACAUCACUAUAAUUGACUUUGGACGAGCGUAUAUCAAUCACCCCACUCGCGAAUCUCGCUGGUCGCAUGAGGACCGCCUCCUCCCAAUUUACAUCACUCCUAUCAUCCGCUGGUAUCGCGGCUCUGUGUCAAAGCAGAACGAUUUCAUUGACUGGUGUGAUUGGGACUGGAAGGACUGGCUGCGCAAAACAUUCGCC
This is a messenger RNA of Aspergillus japonicus CBS 114.51, 900 nucleotides long. RefSeq lists its product as uncharacterized. The record is from RefSeq and is a predicted model, not a curated record. The annotation marks the transcript as partial. Gene Ontology annotation, biological process: protein phosphorylation. Gene Ontology annotation, molecular function: protein kinase activity; ATP binding. Lineage: Eukaryota; Fungi; Ascomycota; Eurotiomycetes; Eurotiales; Aspergillaceae. The transcript has a single exon.